UCGCCUGUUGAUGUCACCCUUAGCCUACUCCUCCAGCAUUCGGAGUCCCCCAGCACACACACACACGCAGAUGGAUAACUUCGCCGUUCCUCCUGGGUUUCCUUUAUGAUCCCGGGAUCUCCCACUUUCCUCAUCAGACUUCAUCUAGCAACACAUGCGACCAGACCGCUCCUCUGCUCUCCUUUCUACCAGCGACACAGCAGCCUGCUACCACCCCGCACCACGACACCUCAACCAGGACUCUUCACCUUCAUCCUUCGCAGACUGGCUACGCACGACGAAGUAAUCGAGUGAUUUUCCAAACGGAUUUCCACCGAAAAGCUCGACAAGUGCAAGUACCAAGACAAGGAUUUCUGGGCUAUAUCGACUAAAGCCGCCGACUUCAAAACGUUUUGUUUUUUUCCACCGCUGUUGAUCCGUCCGUCUCAGCCGUGCCAUAAUGUCCGAGGUGCUGCCUUAUAGCGAGGGGAAAAUGAACGGCUAUGGGGACACCGAGGCCAGUCAGAUAUCCUUUAGCUGCGGGCUCCAGGACACCAAUUCGUUCUUUGGGGCGUCGCAAGCGAAAAGACCCCCAAAGCUGGGACAGAUCGGCAGAGCCAAGAGAGUGGUCAUCGAAGAUGACCGAAUAGACGACGUCCUAAAGGGGAUGGCAGACAAGUCGUCACCUGGCGUUUAAAGGUGAACAACGCCUUGCAAACUUUUUAUUUUGAUCAGCGAUUUAAAGCACCUGUCGGUUGUGCAUGUUCGAGGAUUGUAGGAGAAACGAUGGCACGAAGCGAAGACAAGGGGAAGGACAGGAAUGGAAAGACGUAUGGGAAGAUUGGACGAGAAAGCAGAGGAAGACACCAGAAAAGAGAGAUUUUAUCAUGGGGUUGCUGGCAAUUCUCCAAACGAAAAGCCAUUUUAACUUGUGCUGUGCGGCGUGAUGUUGAGAUGGCGGACCCUGGCUCUGAUGGAUGAACUUGCCAUUACUUCACAACCAUCUUCCAAAAGCGCCGUAAGCAACACAAAACGACAAGUGGUGGCUGAAUCUCAUUUCAAGCUCUAUUUCUAUAGUUGUAUACAAUAGCCUUCCUAAGCUCGAAGACCAUAGUCCCCUUACACGCUUGGCAUUGUUGAUAACAAAUCGGCAACAUCGCAUUCAAGGGAGCUGUCCUUUUCAGCACUGGUCGAACGUAGUGAAUGCAUUCCGAUUGCUGCUAAAGCUUUUAAAUACUGACCAAACAAACACUGUCCAGUAACUAGUAUAGACCCAUUGUAUGUACAAAAAAUAUAUAUAUAACUACACACACACACACACACACACACACACACACACACACACACACACACACACACACACACACACACACACACACACACACACACACACACACACACACACAAGGAUGGUGCAAUGUUAAUAUUUCCUUUCCUAGGCCUAUAUUCAUCUAGGCUCCUUCUGUAAAGAAUAAGCUAGUAAUGCAUAGUCCCCAGGUUCAAAUGAAUUAAAAUGAUACAGGGUGUUUCAUUACCCCCCAUGGUUAACGAUGCAGGUCGGCGCCUUCACGAAACCUACCGACACCAAUACAUAGCUGUUUCACUUUUUACAGACUCCAAAUAUCGAAGGAGGCGAGAUCGGCAAAUUAUGUUUGGAAAAAUAGUCAUGACAUUGAUGGGGAAAUGUUUUAUUUAUUUAUAUUUUGCAAUUAUUCGUGUUUUUUUGUCUUCUAUAAUUAAAAAGUAAUUCUAUUUUCUCCAUCUAUUUGCAUGAACUUUCGCUCUGGUGCCAACACAGGUGCCACCACUCUUACCCUGGCACGCUUCUUUUUAACAAAAUUCAUAUUUGUAUUUUUAUAUCUAAACAAUUGUUAUUGAGAAAUUAUGUGCUAGUCUACCAUCUUACAAUUCAUCAACACAAUUGUGUGUAUUAUAGAGAGGAUAUGCAGAUGGAGACCAUAUAGGCCUAACGGAGAAUCGAAGAGAUUGGGUUUUGACUUUUCUCAUUCAAUAUCAUUUUUUAAAGACUAACUGAAUGUGUUUGGGGUUUUGCACACAUCAAUGUUAAACUAUUAUUGAGAAAUUGUAUCCUGUGACUUGAGCUUCGUUGAUGAAUUUGUUAGAAAAUAGCCAUUUUUUUUUUGUAUAUUGCACUGUUUACGAGGAUCCUCAAAUAACACGUUGGAUUUUGACAGAUUUUGGACAUCAAAGUUGUUUUUUUAUUUAGUUUAUCUUGCACCAUUCUUCUAAGGAAACUCAAUAUGGUUUGUUGUGCAUGAAACCUUAAUAUUUCCAUUAAUGAAACAUUGUUUUACGAAGCAAAAAAAGCAACAGUGUCAUGACAUUCUAAGAAUGAGUCAUUGAAUAUUAUGAUGCCAUUUUCACUGUAUUUGGUGAACAAAUAAAUGGUGAAAGAACAUGUCAAA
Messenger RNA from Oncorhynchus masou masou (cherry salmon), 2405 nucleotides. RefSeq names its product calcium/calmodulin-dependent protein kinase II inhibitor 2-like. Gene Ontology annotation, molecular function: calcium-dependent protein kinase inhibitor activity; protein kinase binding. Bases 440 to 676 code for a protein of 78 amino acids. Gene Ontology annotation, biological process: negative regulation of protein kinase activity. NCBI's taxonomy places the organism in Eukaryota, Metazoa, Chordata, Actinopteri, Salmoniformes, Salmonidae. The record is from RefSeq and is a predicted model, not a curated record. The transcript has 2 exons.